Messenger RNA from Penicillium pulvis, 1608 nucleotides. RefSeq lists its product as uncharacterized. Gene Ontology annotation, biological process: transmembrane transport; carbohydrate transport. The record is from RefSeq and is a predicted model, not a curated record. Gene Ontology annotation, molecular function: carbohydrate:proton symporter activity. Gene Ontology annotation, cellular component: membrane. NCBI's taxonomy places the organism in Eukaryota, Fungi, Ascomycota, Eurotiomycetes, Eurotiales, Aspergillaceae. The transcript is spliced from 5 exons. Bases 1 to 1608 code for a protein of 535 amino acids.
AUGUCGACUGGAAGCUUUGACGCAAAGACGGAGGUGGAGACAAAGGGUGAGGAGGCGCACCAUGGCGAUGUCCUCCAUGAUGAGGUCUUGAAGAACCCUGAUCUCCUGACCGAGGCCUUUGAGGGUGAAAACCUGGAGCAUGAACAGGGAGUCUGGGAGGGUGUCAAGGCUCACCCCUGGGCUUGCUUCUGGGCUUUCAUCAUGUGCUUCACUAUUGUUAUGGAGUCAUUCGACAUGUUUCUGAACACCAACUUCGUCGCGAUCACGGAGUUUCAAAAACAAUUCGGUGUCCAGACUGGACCGGAUUCCUGGACCAUUCCAACCCGAUGGCAGAGUGCUCUCUUCCAAUCUGGUCAAUGUGGUGCUUUCAUCGGUGUUUUCCUGGCCGGUCCCAUUACCAACCGCAUUGGAUACCGCUGGACAACUAUCUUGGCCUUGAUCCUGAUGAAUGCCACCAUUUUCAUUUCCUUCUUUGCUAAAUCCCUCACCGUUUUGGUUAUCGGUCAAGCAUUUGAAGGAGUUCCUUGGGGACUCUUCAUCGCCAACUCUCCCGCCUAUGCUAGUGAGGUGGUUCCUCUCAGCCUUCGUGGCGCCUGCACGGCUACUCUGCAGAUGAGUUGGUCCAUUGGUUCAAUCGUUGUGGCCGGCGCCACUUAUGGCUACAACAGUCGGUUGGAUGAAUGGGCUUGGCGCACACCUCUUGCAUUGCAGUGGAUCUUCCCAACCCCCCUCCUCGUCCUGGUCUUCCUUGCCCCCGAAUCCCCCUGGUGGCUCAUUCGCCAUGGACGCAAGGAGCAGGCCCUAAAAUCCAUUGUACGUCUUGGUACUACUGCCGAGGACGCACCCAAGAAACUUGCCAUGAUGGAGCGAACCGUUGAGAUUGAAGCUCAACUGGGUGGUUCCCCCAAUUUGCUGGACCUCCUCAAAGGCUCCGAUUUGAGGCGAACGAUCAUCACUUGCUUGGUUUAUGCUUCUCAGAACUUUGCUGGUAACCUGAUUGCCAACCAAGCUACAUAUUUCUUCGAGCAGGCCGGAAUCUCGUCUGAUAUGGCUUUCAAGCUGAACCUGAUCAACUCGUGUCUCCAGUUCGUCGCCAACGGACUCUCUUGGGUUCUUACUGCCUGGUUCGGGCGUAGAACCAUUUACCUUUAUGGUACCACUGUCAACAUCUGCCUUCUCUUCAUUCUCGGAAUUUGUGCCUCCGUCCCCCAGACCCACGGAACCAACUACGCCCAGGCCUGCCUCGGUGUCAUUAUCUCCUUCGUCUUUGCCGGUACCAUGGGUCCUAUCUCAUACACCAUCAUUUCUGAGACUUCCUCCGUUCGUCUUCGUGCUCUUAGCACAGCCGUCGGUCGUGCCGCUUACUACGUUGCUGAGAUCCCCAUGAUCUACCUGUCCUCAAAGAUGCUCAACACCACCGGAUGGAACCUUGCUGGAAAGUGUGGUUACGUCUGGGGAGGUACUGCCUGCGUCUGCUGGGUUAUGGCUUACUUCUUCCUUCCUGAGCUCAAGCACCGGUCUUACCGUGAGAGCGACAUUCUGUUCAACCGUAAGAUUUCGGCCCGCAAGUUCAAGUCCACUGUCAUCGAUGUUCAAGAAAACGAGUAA